Messenger RNA from Stylophora pistillata, 1665 nucleotides. Its product is annotated as tRNA ligase complex-associated NAD(P)H dehydrogenase PYROXD1. Gene Ontology annotation, molecular function: oxidoreductase activity. NCBI's taxonomy places the organism in Eukaryota, Metazoa, Cnidaria, Anthozoa, Scleractinia, Pocilloporidae. The record is from RefSeq and is a predicted model, not a curated record.
UACGUUCUGCAGUAGGUUCAUGAAUGGCCUCCUCAGCCACAGGGAGAAAGUUUACCUUUGUGGUUAUUGGAGGAGGAAUCUCUGGAGUUUCCUGUGUAGAAUACUUGUCAUCGUUGUGCUCAGAAGAAACAAUCGCUCUCGUAACAGCUACAGAUGUAGUCAAAGCGACUUGCAACGUGAAGAAGUUCGGCAGAACACUAGAGGAAUUCGAUGUGGAGGAAAGAUCAGCUUCUUCACUUUUCGAACAGAGUCCUAAUGUUGUAAAGAUACAAUCAGUUGUCGUCGGUAUUCACCCUCAAGAGCACAGUAUUGUAACAGAGACUGGUAACAAGUAUUACUACAGGAAGCUGUGUAUCUGUACAGGAGGAACACCGAACCUUAUUACCAGACAUCCUUGUGUUAUUGGCAUUAGAGAUACAGAGAGUGUACUACAUUUGAAGAGCAAGCUCUCUCAGGCUCGUCGAAUAGCUAUUGUUGGAAAUGGAGGAAUAGCUUUAGAACUUGUAUAUGAGAUGUAUGAUUGCCAGGUUUUGUGGGCCAUUAAGGAUGAUGCCAUAGGGAAUACAUUCUUUGACGAGGGAGCAGCCACUUUCUUCCUUCCCCAAAUUGAAACCAACCAACCAGUUUCUGAAGAAAAAAAGAAUUUAAUGAAGCAUACUGUGAAGAGGAUGAAAUAUGGCAUUGAGACUGUUACAAAUAAUGAAACUUGUUUUCUUGGAAAUCCCGCCAAUACUUUGAGUGGUGGAGCUUUGGGACCCGACUGGUGUUCAGAAUUCUCUCUCCAUGGUGCUAGCAGCAAAGAGAAAGGUUACAGACAGGUUCAUGUGGAAUACAAAUGUGAAUUUAAACAACUCCUCAACCCUGAAGAAUUUAAAAGGUGUGGUGAACAAGAGUCACCCUUUCCACUGAUAAAAGGCAGUUCAUUAGAUUCUGCUGACUGGCAAGUAUAUAUCCAACUUUCAAAUGGAAAAAUAUAUGGCUGUGACUUUAUAGUAUCAGCGACAGGUGUUGUUCCAAACACACAAUCAUUUGUAUUAUGUGCUCCAUUUGAAACAGCAGAAGAUGGUGGUCUGUUGGUGAACUCAAACAUGCAAACUAAUAUUGAGGAUAUUUAUGCUGCUGGGGAUGUCUGCACUACUGGAUGGGAUCCUGCACCUCACUGGUUGCAAAUGAGAUUGUGGAGCCAGGCUCGGCAAAUGGGAAUGUUUGCUGCAAAAUCUAUUAUGGCACAUUUUUCAAAUGAAAAGAUACCUUUGGACUUUUGUUUUGAGUUGUUUACUCAUGUGACUCAAUUUUUUGGGUAUAAAGUUGUUUUACUAGGAAAAUUUAAUGCGCAAGGACUAGGAAAUGAUUAUGAACUACUUUUGAGAUAUACAAAGGGUGAAGAGUAUGUGAAAGUUGUUUUGCAUGAAGACAGAAUGUGUGGAGCUGUUCUUAUUGGUGAAACAGAUCUAGAGGAGACCUUUGAAAAUUUAAUUUUGAAUCAGACGGAUUUAAGUGCAAUCAAAGAUAUUUUGCUUAACCCUGAAAUUGACAUUGAAGAUUACUUUGACUAAUAUAUAUCCAUAACACUGUAACAAUGUAAUCUUUGAGACUGUCAGGUUAUUUAAAUUUGCACAGAAAUACAUGUAUGUUAUUAAAUGUUUUGUGUAGUCUCGCUGAGUA